AUGCCGUUACCCAACCCCCUGCCGUUGCGCCGCUGGGGGAGGGCUCACAUGGACAUAGGGACACUGUACCGUCCUACCAACGACGUGGCGGGGAACACGUGGAACUGGCUGUACUUCAUCCCCCUCAUCAUCAUCGGCUCCUUCUUCAUGCUCAACCUGGUGCUGGGAGUCCUGUCUGGGGAGUUUGCGAAGGAGAGAGAGCGUGUAGAGAAGAGACAAGUGUUCCUGAAGCUCCGCAGACAGCAGCAGAUCGAGAGGGAGCUCACCGGAUACUUGGAGUGGAUCUGUAAAGCAGAGGAGGUUUUGCUGGAGGAGGAGGACGAAAUCGCGGAUGAAAAAUCUCCAAUGGACGGUUCGUGGCCACUCCCAGUGUUGAAACGUGGAAAAGUGAAGAAAGGCCGAGACCUGAUGGGAGCUGAGGAGGGGGACGACCAGUACACAGACAUCUCCUCCGUGGCUCCCCCGGGCUCGCCGUUCGGCCGCUCCAGUGUGAAGAGCGGGAAAAUGGACAGUCACACGUACUUCCGCCGCAAAGAGAAGAGGAUGCGCUUCUGCAUCCGCCGCAUGGUUAAGGCCCAGAGCUUCUACUGGGUGGUGCUGUGUGUGGUGGGACUCAACACCAUGUGUGUGGCCAUCGUGCACUACGACCAGCCGCCCUGGCUCACCACCGCACUGUACACGGCUGAGUUCGUCUUCCUCGGACUCUUCCUCAGCGAGAUGUCUCUGAAAAUGUACGGCCUCGGAGCGCGCAACUACUUCCACUCCUCCUUCAACUGCUUCGACUUUGGGGUGAUCGUGGGCAGUAUCUUUGAGGUCUUCUGGGACAUGAUCAAACCGGGAGCUUCUUUCGGCAUCAGUGUGCUGAGGGCCCUGCGUCUGCUCCGGAUAUUCAAAGUGACAAAGUACUGGAACUCUCUGAGGAACCUGGUGGUGUCUUUGCUGAACUCCAUGAAGUCCAUCAUCAGCUUGCUCUUCCUACUCUUCCUCUUCAUCGUGGUGUUCGCUCUGCUCGGCAUGCAGCUCUUCGGAGGACAUUUCAAGAUGGAGGACUCGGGGUUCGGCAGGUUCAACUUUGAGGACGAGACUCCCACCACCAACUUUGACACGUUCCCUGCAGCCAUCCUCACCGUGUUCCAGAUCCUGACCGGUGAAGACUGGAACGCCGUCAUGUAUCACGGGAUCGAGUCCCAGGGCGGAGUGCGGCGCGGCAUGUUCUCCUCAGUCUACUUCAUCGUCCUCACGCUGUUUGGAAACUACACUCUGCUGAACGUAUUCUUGGCCAUCGCUGUUGACAACCUCGCCAACGCCCAAGAGCUGACAAAGGACGAAGAGCAGCAAGAGGAGGCAGCCAAUAAGAAGCUGGCUCUGCAGAAGGCCAUGGAGGUGAAGGAGGUCAGCCCCAUAUCAGCGGCCAACAUCUCCAUCGCCGCUUUUGUAAAGCAAAACUGCGAACCACACUCGCGCAGGUGCUCCGUCAUCAGCAAUCAGUCUCUUAAGGACUCCCAGAGGACCUCCAAGUCCAUGUCCAUCUGGGAGCAGAGGACCAACCAGCUCCGCCGCCACAACAUGCGCACCAGCAGCGAAGCCCUGUUCAACGAGAUGGACUCCGAGGAACGCCGGCGUCUCUCGGCCAUCCACCUGCACCCGGACGCCGUGAAGAGCCACCUGGAGCGGCCCCUGGUGGUGGAGGGCAGGCGGGGCAGCUCGGAGGCGGGCAGAGAAGAGGCGGGCGAUCUGGCGACGGGCGAGGGCCAUCACAGGAAGCAUCAUCACCACAGGAACGGGGAGAGAUCCAAGCACCGCCAUCACCUUCACCACAACGGGUCUCCGGAGGACGAGGCCGAGGAGGUGCAGAGGAGGAGCAAAAGGAACCGAUCCACAAAAGAGGGCAACGGCGCCCUGGCGAACGGCUCCAGAGACGAGGAGCGCAAAGGCCGAAAGCUGAAGGCCCAGUCCACGAUGGAGGCAGAGAAGAACAGCAGCAACAACAGGGACACCGAGUCAGACGUGAUGGACCAGGACCCCCCUUCGAGCCCUGGGAACCCCCCUAACAGCAGCCCGAGCCUGGGAGAGAAGCAAGAGGACGAGGACAACCGCCGCAACUCCACCAGGGCCGGGAACGCCAUACAAAUCCCCGUGACCAUCACCGCGCCACCGGGAGAGACCACAGUCAUACCUAUGAACAACAUCGACCGUGACGCCUUCCAGUUCAGCGACGAGAAGAAGGAUCUGGAGGACGACGACGCGGCCAACGGACCCCGAGAGAUCCUGCCGUACAGCUCCAUGUUUGUGUUCGGGACCACCAACCCCGUGCGGAGGCUGUGUCACUACGUGGUCAAUCUGCGAUACUUCGAGAUGUGCAUUCUGCUGGUCAUCACCAUGAGCAGCAUCGCUCUGGCAGCAGAGGACCCGGUCCAGGCCAACGCUCCACGCAACAAUGUGCUUAAAUAUCUGGAUUACGUCUUCACCGGAGUCUUCACCUUCGAGAUGGUCAUCAAGAUGAUCGACCUGGGCCUGCUGCUGCAUCCUGGCUCCUAUUUCCGGGACUUGUGGAAUAUUCUGGACUUCAUCGUGGUCAGUGGAGCUCUGGUGGCCUUCGCCUGCUCGAGCCUCAUGGGAUCUCAGCAGAGCAUAGCCAGAGGGACCAAAGGCAAAGACAUAAACACCAUCAAGUCUCUGCGUGUGCUGCGGGUCCUGCGGCCGCUGAAGACCAUCAAACGCCUGCCCAAACUCAAGGCCGUGUUUGACUGUGUGGUGAACUCUCUGAAGAACGUCCUGAACAUAUUGAUCGUCUACAUCCUCUUCAUGUUCAUCUUCGCCGUCAUCGCGGUGCAGCUCUUCAAAGGGAAGUUCUUCUACUGCACCGAUGAAUCCAAAGGCCUGGAGAAGGACUGCAGGGGUCAGUUCCUGGACUACGACCGUGAGGACGUGGCCGCGCAGCCCAGAGAGUGGAAGAAGUACGAGUUCCACUACGACAACGUGCUCUGGGCCUUUCUCACGCUCUUCACCGUUUCCACCGGGGAAGGCUGGCCGCUGGUGCUGAAACACUCCAUGGAUGCCACGUACGAGGACCAGGGCCCCAGCCCCGGCUUCCGCAUGGAGACAUCCAUCUUCUACGUGGUCUACUUCGUGGUCUUCCCCUUCUUCUUCGUCAAUAUUUUCGUGGCUUUGAUCAUCAUCACGUUCCAGGAGCAAGGCGAUAAAGCCAUGUCCGACUGCAGUCUGGAGAAAAAUGAGAGAGCCUGCAUUGACUUCGCCAUCAACGCCAAACCCCUGACCAGAUACAUGCCGGACAACAAGCAGUCGUACCAGUACAAGCUGUGGAAGUUUGUGGUGUCCCCUCCGUUUGAGUACGCCAUCAUGACCCUGAUCGCCCUCAACACAGUGGUGCUCAUGAUGAAGUUCUACGGCGCUCCGGACUGGUACGAAUCCAUGCUGAAGUACCUGAACAUCAUCUUCACCUCGCUCUUCACCCUGGAGUGUAUCCUGAAGAUUAUCGCCUUCGGUCCCCUGAAUUACCUGACGGCUGCCUGGAACGUGUUUGACUUUGUGACUGUGCUGGGCUCCAUCACAGACAUCCUGGUCACCGAGGUCAAGGACAAGAUGAUCAACCUAAGUUUCCUCCGUCUGUUCCGGGCGGCGCGGCUCAUCAAGCUGCUGAGACAGGGGUACACCAUCCGCAUCCUGCUCUGGACCUUUGUGCAGUCUUUCAAGGCGCUGCCGUAUGUGUGCCUCCUCAUCGCCAUGCUCUUCUUUAUCUACGCCAUCAUCGGGAUGCAGGUUUUUGGUAACAUUGAGUUGAAUGAUGAGACUGCCAUCAACCAGCACAACAACUUCCAGACGUUUUUCCAGGCCUUGACGCUCCUCUUCAGGAGUGCUACUGGAGAGGCCUGGCAGGAGAUCAUGUUGGCCUGCCUCAGUAACCGGCCGUGUGACCACCUCUCCGGAACCACGGGGAAAGAGUGCGGCAGCGACUUUGGCUACUUCUACUUCGUCUCCUUCAUCUUCCUCUGCUCCUUCCUGAUGCUGAAUCUGUUUGUGGCCGUCAUCAUGGAUAACUUUGAGUAUUUGACCAGAGACGCCUCCAUCCUGGGCCCUCACCAUCUGGACGAGUUCAUCCGUGUGUGGGCAGAGUACGACCCCGGGGCCUGCGGGAGGAUUUGCUAUCGGGACAUGUACAAACUGUUACGCUUUAUCUCCCCGCCCCUGGGCCUGGGGAAGAAGUGCCCCAACAGAGUGGCCUAUAAGCGGUUGGUGAAGAUGAACAUGCCGAUCGGAGAGGACUACUCCGUGCACUUCACCUCCACCCUCAUGGCUCUGAUCCGCACCGCGCUGGGCAUCAAGCUGGCCUCAGGGGUCCUGGCCCAGCACCUGUGUGACGCCGAUCUGCGCAGAGAGAUCAGCAAAGUGUGGCCCAACCUGUCGCUGAAGAACGUGGACCUGCUUGUCACGCCGCACAAAUAUAAUGAGCUGACCGUGGGGAAAGUCUACGCUGCGCUCAUGAUUUAUGAUUACUACAAACAGAACAAGCUGAAGAAGCUACAGGCGCUACACCCCACGGGCCCCCAGUGUAAAUUGGGCGUGCUGUUCCGGUCGGUGCUGCCGUUCGCUCAUCUCCAGGACAUGGACUCUCGGCCCAGACAGCCCCCACGCUCCUCCCCCCCUCCCCCCGACCCAGAGCCCCCGAAGAAACCAGAGGAAGCAGCCCCAAUGCCCGCCUCUGUGCCCCCCUCUGUGCCCCCCUCCGUGUCCCCCUCUGUGCCCGUCUCUGCGGCCGCCACAAACACCACCACUGCUCCCAGCUUCACCACACGCACCGACAGAGACGUCCUACAACCUCAGAGAAGUGCCAUGAAACACUCCCAGUCCGGAGACGUGUGGGGAGGGGCACAGGAGCCCAGAGUCCGGAGGAGACUGCAGAGGGGCCAGUCUGAAGACGUGCCCUCGUGGACCAGACCUGAGGAGGUGGUGGAGCUGAAGCCUGAGGAGUCGGACUCCGAGGGGUACCCUGUGCUGGAGGGUCAGAGAGCUGCAUCUCUGCCCCGUCUCAACGCCGAGUACUACAGGAUUCCCCCUCGACACAGAACUGGGACCCAGCUGGCACCGAUCGUGGAUUUGAGCCCAGUGCGGCGCUCCUUCUCCUCCCUGACUCCGCAGCGCCCUCCGGAGGUCUCUCUGGGGGACUACGACCUGCAGCGGCUGGAGCAGGCUGAUCUCAGAGGCCAAGGCCAACACCACCAUCACCACCACCACCGCUGCCAGAGGAGGAAAGAGCGGGAGCGCAGGCAGAAAUCGCAGGACACGCCGGACACGCCCGGGUCUUUCCCAGAGGAGUCCCCUGAGGCGGAGUCGCGGGACAGGGCCCGUGAUCGAGAGCGCAGUCGUCCCAUGGAGAGGAGGCACCACUCCUCAGCGGGGGAGAAGCAGAGGUACUUCUCCUGCGAACGCUACGGCUCCAGAGAACCGCCUCACACCAGGUCUGCGGGCCCCAGCUGCACCACCUCACCAGGGGAGGGGCCCGACCCUUACCUCAGACAGCUCAGGCCAGAGACGCUUCCCCCCGCGCAGAGCUCCACGGGCCGCAGCAGACGCCAGCUCCCGCAGACGCCGCUCACACCUCGCCCGGGCGUGGCCUACAAGACUCCCUCCACCCUGCCCUCCACCGCGCUCACCUCCGCCCACCAGCCGCGCUCCAGCCGCGGACUGUCGGAGCAGCAGGAGCGCGCACCGCCGGAGCCUGAGCUGAGCCCGUCCCGUUCAGGAGACACAGACAGAGCCCCGAACAGGACCACGCCCACCUCCGCCUCCGGAGCGGUGCCAAACGGUUAUCACUUUACCCUCGGUGUGAACUCUGCGCCCAGUCCCAGCGGCAGAGGGACUGGGGCUCUCAGGGACAAAGAGGACAAGGACUGGUGCUGA
Messenger RNA from Knipowitschia caucasica, 5919 nucleotides. Lineage: Eukaryota; Metazoa; Chordata; Actinopteri; Gobiiformes; Gobiidae. The record is from the annotation of a GenBank genome assembly.